This is a messenger RNA of Linnemannia hyalina, 1689 nucleotides long. The record is from the annotation of a GenBank genome assembly. NCBI's taxonomy places the organism in Eukaryota, Fungi, Mortierellomycota, Mortierellomycetes, Mortierellales, Mortierellaceae.
AUGCCGCAUCAUCGCCACCAAACGGCCUCGACUGCCUUGGCCGCGAUACGCCGCCACGUCCACCAGUGGGUUGGCCUCGUCCUCUACAAUUCCAUCUACCAAAACAUCCUUCUCCUCCAUAUCUACCGCAUCCUCAAGUUCAUCUACGGCUUCUUCUCCCGCUCCACAGAGCUCUCCCGUAUCUGUGGUGCCUCAACAUCCUUCUCAUCUUCCCCCUCUUCCCCUUCAACCCCUCUUGACUGCCUCUGGACCCCGUUCGGUCACCCAUCCUCCGCCCUCGUCAACAAUAUCCACGCAGGAACCAUCGUCUACUCCAACCCAUCCUCCAACCCCCCAAUCCACGCCGGAAAUGGACGUCGUGCCAGUGUUCAGACCGGUCCUGCAGCGGCAAUCGCUCCUUCUUCGUCUUCAUCCGUAUCUGCCGACCCUUCAUUCCUCGCCUCGACCUUGGCCUCAACCCUGGCUGCCAGGCUGUCGACCGAGUCGAGCGAGUCGACCGACUCGUCCGUCUCCUCGAUCCAAUCGGGCCCAUUGGUCGCAGAGACCCUUGGCGAGGAACCGUCUGAAAUUCAUAAACAGAAACAGCUACAGGAGUACCUGCAGCGCAAGAGACGACAUGACGCGACCGUCUCCUCGAUCCAAUCGGGCCCAUUGGCCGCAGAGGCCCCUGGCGAGGAUCCGUCCGGAAUUCAUAAACAAAAACAGCAACAGGAGGUCCUGCAGCGCAGGAGACGACAUGACUCGACUAGUUCUUCGUCGCACACAGCCAUUAUGGAUCUGAGACAGUCGAAGGCCGCUGCCGGCAUGAUUUACAGAAUAGGUAAUGGAUCAUUUUUGCCACUUUCCGCUGCUGCUGCCGAACGACGUGAACUAGAGGCUGCCGACUGCGAUCCGAUUGAGAUCACUCGGCAAAUUCUGCGAAAGAAACGCUUCCCCGACUCGGCCUCAUUAUCGACACCUGCCGCAAGGAAACUUCAGUAUGCAUUGGAGAGGGUGGCGUCCACACACCAGCUGGCACGGGAGAUUAACCAACGCGUCCAUACCAAAUAUGAUUCGACAAACCCUGCCCAUGAGCGGAAACUCAUGUUGCUCUGGGAUUUACUUCGUCCCCAUGAUAAACUGGAAGGACGAUACACUAAGCAAUGGACCGAGAUCGGCUUCCAAGGCAAGGACCCAGCGACCGACUUCAGAGGCAUGGGCAUGCUUGGAUUGGACGAUUUGGUGUACUAUGCCAAGUACUACCCCAUGUCAUCGAAGAACGCGCUCGAGUGUUCUCACGAUGCUAUUUCUUGGUAUUCGUUUGCGAUCGUCGGGAUCAAUAUUACAUCGUUUGCGGUUCAAACAUUAAGAACCAGGCAGCUGCAGUACUACCUUUUCCUGAACGGUACAGACAGAUCGGUCCACCACGAAUUGUACUGUUACCUCUUUCACCGAUUCAAUGCAUACUGGUCAACUCUUGAACCCAAACCGAUUAUCAUGGAUUUCGAACGCGUGUUUGCCGACUUUAAGAUCAUGAUGGAGCGUCAACUUGCCCGGCGCAAGUUGAUGAUGCUCCGAUACGACACUAAAGAGAAUAUGCUUUCAGGCCAUGGUCACCACCAGCCACCGUCCGCUGUUGCUGCGCCUCCACGAUUGCCUCAGGAUGAAGCUGGCGAGCUUAUUGAAUUGGAGACCAAAAAAUCAAAGUAG